Messenger RNA from Metarhizium album ARSEF 1941, 750 nucleotides. RefSeq lists its product as uncharacterized. NCBI's taxonomy places the organism in Eukaryota, Fungi, Ascomycota, Sordariomycetes, Hypocreales, Clavicipitaceae. The transcript has 4 exons. The record is from RefSeq and is a predicted model, not a curated record. Bases 1 to 750 code for a protein of 249 amino acids.
AUGGCAACAAACCCAUCUCUGCAAUGCAUGGCCGCCACAGAAGAAGCCGUUCGAGAGGAUGCGUCUACCGGUACUAGGCAGCCACCUGCGUCGCAUACCCUUGGCGGGGAGUCUUCUUCAUCUCCCUCGUAUCAAGGGCCCAAGGCCAAUCUGCUUCUUGAUUUUACGUCCCAGAUUGACAAUGAGACGACGCUCGACCUCCUGGACUUGCUACCCAACACCUUUGGUGACAAUGACGCGGCUUCCCCCCUCAUUGACUCGACUGUCGUCCGAUGUCCCCUCGGCCAUGGGAGUCGCUCGGAACGCCAUCAAAAUAUCUCAAGAUGUCCUCGGGUGUUUGCACUGCUUUCCAACACUUCCACAAAGAUCCUCUACAACCCCGGCCCGUACAAUCGAUACCAAAUAAUGACGUGCCUGGGAGCUCUGGUCCCAUCCGCGUGCAACGCUUAUGCCAGAAUCACGGAAAUGAUCGACCGCGACGCCGACGUCGCAAAUGCCAGGGACAAGGAGCUAUUCUUUCCUUUCAGGGACUUUGGAGGGCUUUGGGCCCUCGUCAUGGAUGACCAGCAGGGAGCACUUGUCAUGCCUGGCCUGAAGGAUGUCAUCGACGAGCUGGACUGGUCGACGAAACUGCGGCACCAGAUCAUAGAGGACCUCAUGGCAGCGGGCAAAACGCCCAACAUUCCAAAUACUACCUCCACUGCCACGCGCCGGUUCCACCAGAGCACAAGAGCUGCACGAGGCUUGUAG